AUGGCGCCAGUGUCCCGGUCCCGCUAUCCCGAGGACACCUCGGGCUCUCGGAAACGGCGACGCAGCUCGUCGAGGAGCCCGUCGUCCGCUCACGCUAGACGCUCUCCAUGGGGCGGCCGUUGUCACUCUUACUCCCGCGGCCGCGAGGGCCUCCGGCCUCCGUGGGGUGAGUCGGGCGUUGGCACUCCUUACCCCCUCAGCCGCUCUGGGUCCCGAGAGCGGCACUCCGGGCUCUGCAAUUACGCCUACUCGUCCUCUUCUUCCAUUUACUAUGGCGGACACCGUUACUAUCACCACCACUAUGCGGACGACCGGCAGUGGACGGAAGACUAUGAGAAGGAGGAGGAGAUCUAUCGACAGAGGAGGCUGAAAGAGAGAGAAAGAAUUGGGGAGUUGGGAGCUCCUGAGGUGUGGGGGCUGUCUCCCCAGUUUCCUGAGCCAGAUUCUGAUGAACACACCCCAGUUGAGGAUGAAGAGAUAAAGACUAAGAAGAGCAGCAGUUCAAAUGCCAGCUCCCAAGAAAAAGAGAAAAAGGAAAAGGCCAGUCAUUCAAAAAAUAAGAAAAAAAGAAAGAAAAAGUCCAAAAGAAAACAUAGGAAAUAUUCCGAUAAUCCUGACAGUAAUUUAGACUCCGACACUAAUUCUACCUCUGAUGAUGAUAAAAAGAGAGCAAAAAAAGCCAAGAAGAAAGAGAAAAGAAAGGAACACAGAGCUAAAAAGCCCAAGAAACAGAAGACUAAAAAGACUAAACAAGAAUCCAGUGACUCAAGCUAUAAGGAUUCGGAAGGGGAGUUGCCAGAAGAUACCUGGAUUGAGCGGUCAAAAAUUGCAGAUAACAUGGAUCUGAUAGGUCCUGAGGCACCUGUAAUAUACACCUCUCAAGAUGGGAAACCUUUGAACUAUGGCCAUGCUCUGCUUCCAGGUGAAGGUGCAGCUAUGGCUGAGUAUGUAAAAGCUGGGAAGCGUAUCCCACGAAGAGGUGAAAUUGGGCUGACGAGUGAAGAGAUUGCUUCAUUUGAAUGCUCAGGUUAUGUUAUGAGUGGUAGCAGGCAUCGCAGAAUGGAGGCUGUACGACUGCGUAAAGAGAACCAGAUCUACAGUGCUGAUGAGAAGAGAGCCCUUGCAUCCUUUAACCAAGAAGAGAGACGGAAGAGAGAGAGUAAGAUUCUAGCCAGUUUCCGAGAGAUGGUGUACCGAAAGACAAAAGGGAAAGAUGACAAAUAAGGACUUUUAUUCUGU
Camelus dromedarius (Arabian camel) is the source of this 1239-nucleotide messenger RNA. It is a transcript of the gene NKAPL, whose product is annotated as NFKB activating protein like. The record is from RefSeq and is a predicted model, not a curated record. Bases 1 to 1224 code for a protein of 407 amino acids. Gene Ontology annotation, biological process: regulation of gene expression. The transcript has a single exon. Gene Ontology annotation, molecular function: chromatin binding. Gene Ontology annotation, cellular component: nucleus. NCBI's taxonomy places the organism in Eukaryota, Metazoa, Chordata, Mammalia, Artiodactyla, Camelidae.